AUGCAGCGAAGAGACUGUGUCACGUGAAAAGGCUCAGCUCAGGGCAGGGUUGCCAGCAAAGGGGAGCGUGAGUUCCGGUUAGUUUGUUUUUAUUUCCGUUGUUAUCAGAGGCUGGCAGAGUGAGUGCGCUUUGAUAGGGAUAGGACUGUGUGUAUGGUCAGGGUCGCGCGCAUGUUUCUCCCGGCCGUGGGGUGGUGCUGGCUCGUUCUGGUGCACACGUGGUUCAGUUGGGGAACGAUUGGGUGUACUAAAAGAGGGAUGUUGGUUCUCUCUGUGGUCCACUGGGGGAGAGAACUCGGAGGCUUUCGGGUGAGUGACCGUGUGCUAAAAUCAGGGGGAUAUCCUGGCUCGGCUAUCUGGCUGGCUGGUCGGAGCCUGUGCUCCAGUUGGUGUUCCGGUUUAGGGUCGUGCUGUUGUUUUUGUAUAAAUUUGUUACUUAAUGCUUUAAAUAUAUGUGCAGUGAGAGUAUACUUUUUCUUUUUGAUUUAAUCACUAUUAGCCACCUUUUAUCUUCGUGAAGAUAAUCGUGAAAAAGGAGGAAAUCGCGUCGCGGAAACGGAUUUUCCUGCGGUGGAUCCAAAAGAGCCCUGGAAAUUGCACGAGAGGUGGGGCAGGUGGCAAGUGAAGAUAAACGGAAAACCAAAAGUGAAAAUGAUUGGCAUUGAAUGUAGCAGGUGGAAAUUGGGGAGGAGGAAAAUCUGUUGAAGAUGAGCUGGUGAACGGUUUUCCAUCUCGGUUGUGCUGGUAGUGACAGCGAAAAUUGGCCCUGUUGGAUGCUGGCGAAGCACUGGAGGAUGUCGUGAAUGAAGUUUCUCGAGUGCGAACGCGUAGAAGAUUGCAAUGAGCUGGAAUAGGACCAUCGUGAAGCGGCAGAAGGAGCAGCAGCAUCAAUCAGAUAGAAUUGGAUUCAGUGAAAAGCAUCCAGUGGUUUUCGGUUGAAGAAUUGUGAGUGUGGGCCCCAGCCAAAGCCGUGAAGCAAUCUGCCCGUCUGAGGCGAGAAGUUUGUGGGAUUUUUCCGAAGAGUUCUGGUGCCCUGACUUGGAGUGCUGUGCAGAAGAACCCAGGGCCACAAAAUAAGUGUGAAGCUGAAGAUAAAAUUGAAAAUUGCAAAAUCUUAGAAAACUGAUCAGUGGGAAAUUUUCGCUUGUUGGAAAAUCUGUGGGAGUGAAAAACGAGCCAUGUGAAAAGUGUGCAGCACACAGGAAAAAGCGUGAGCGUUAGCCCGAAAAGUGAGCAGAGCUGGAGAGCCAAGGCUCUGGAAGAUCGAAGCAGGAGCAGAGUCAAGAGCUGAGAGCGUGGUGCAGUUCGUGUUUGGAAGCCCCUGGAGUUUGUCGGAAGAAACAAGGGCGCCUGCCGUGAGUGAGUGUCGUGCGUUCGAUAAAUUCUCACAUUCGCACGGUGUGUAUGAGCGGGAUUGAAUCCGUAUCCCAAUCAGCGACAAUGUGUCGUGAAUCCGGAGUGAUUAGUGAUAAUGAUCGAUUUCGAAAAAGUGAUCGCAUCCAGUGAAUCGGCACAAUCCAAAAUAUCCGAAGCUAAACCGGAACCGCCGAAUUCCAUGGCCAAUAACUGAGGCGUAGAAAUCGAUUCGAAAACCACCAAAACGUGAAAAAUAUCGCACAUCAAACAUCCCGUGUGAGUGUUGCCGAAAGCCAGCAGUGAUAGGACGAAACCCUGUGGCCAACAUUCGGUAUUUCCAAUGUGCAUUUUCACUCGAUCGAACACAUCCGGUGACAGUGGCUGCAAAUCCACCAGCACCACCACCAUCAUCAUCAGCAGUCGGAGUAGCGGCACUAGCAACAGCAGCAGCAGCAGCAGCAACACCGACCCGAGGGCGAUAAUUAGCGCCGGAAAUAUAAGACCCAGCGGAAAUAGUUGUUGCUGGAACAGUCGCCGGUACCGGAGCGGUGGUGAUAGAAUCGAUUGGAGUUCGCGCUUCCAUCGACCGUCAUUGCCUGGGUCAGUUCGGUCUAAGUCAUGAAAGCAUCACCAGGUGGAAGGGGAUUGCUAUGCGAACCGGAACAACUGGCGAGCUGAAGGACAAAACCAUCAUCAUCGCCGGUGGACGGGGAAGGCAGCAGGAUAUCGAGUGACAUUGAGCCAAUAGAGCGGAAAGAGAAGGUGCGCGCUGAACGAACGUGUCGCCAGAGGUGGCGGAGCCAGGAAUUAUCUCUUGUUGACUGAUACACAGACUACAGGCACUACUACUCGUAGGUUUUCGAUACUGGCACUGGUCUAGAAAUAUACAUUUAGACACGCAAAACCACGUACUGCCACGCUUCGAUCCGUCUAGGCAACUUGGAAUUGGUCCCCGGAUCUCUAUUAACACGCCUUAGAGAGAGAGAGAUAGAGACGGAGAUACACCCAUAAACACACUCACGCUCACCGAGUAGCACCUACAGGCUGACUCCAGUUCCGUUUUCGUGAACCAAAAGUUGGCGGAAAGUAGUAAAGCUCACUCACGCACGAAAAGAUCUCGUACUCGGACAUUUCAACGGAAUAGAAUAUUCAUCCCACAGCAAAGCUCGAAAUUCGAAACGUAGCACUCAUCGAACAGCUAUGCGAAUAAAUAUCUAAAUCUCUCAACCGAUAAACUCGGAUGAAUAAUUCGUUUGAGAGUUGUACAGUAAAUCAUAAUUGGAUUAAAAAGUAAUUGAUAUUGAUUAAUGAUAAAAACAAUGACAAGCAUAGUAUAUUACUCGUAAACAUUGAAAUAAUACGUUUCAUAAACAAAGACAAGUUUGCUGCAAUUCAAUAAUAAUAAUAUCAAUAGUACUUUAACAAAUUUUCAACCAAUUGAAUUAAUAUUAAUAAAAGAUAACCAUAAAGGAACAGGAAGUUUAAUCCAUCUUAAUAAUAAAGCAAAAUAGUUCGAAUAAUAUGUUUGGAAAACUCAAUAAUAAACAGACAAACUUAUCAAUGAAAAAUAAACAUCAACUAAUAGCAUAUUGUUAUUAAAAGUAUUUAGAAAGCGACUCAUCUCUACUUAAGGACACAAGUAAUAAUAUCAGUAGCAUAAAACUAACAAAUUAAAAUAAAACCGGAACCGGAAACCGAAGAAAGGAAAAAAACAACUAACAGACAUUCGCUUGGAAGAGCGUUCGACCAUCAACCAGAAGCAAAACAACAGCAAACAAAACAACAAUAAAAGAACGCAACCCCUGUGGAACAAACCUGCAACACUGACUCGAAAGAAGAGGACAGGAAAACUCAAAAUCCGUAGUUCAGAUAAAAAAAAAGUCUUGCUCUCUCGUUCAUCCGCAUCUUCAACCAUAUCGUUAUCGUCAUCCGUCAUCAUCAUCGUCGUCGUCGUCGUUGUUGGUCGUCAUCAUCUCCAGUAGUGUCAUCGUCGUCGUCGUCUUCGUCAUCGUAUUCGUGAACAUCAUACCACCCUAAAAAAACCUGCGCAGCCGGAAUGAAGAAAAUCCUGGUGAUAGUGAUCAAGAUGAUCAAAAUGAUCUCCAAGAUUAUCAUGCUCAGCCGGUAUCACAACUUUCGGUGCUACAAGCAGCUACGGCUGUACAAGUGGAUCAUCGUGUUAACGCUGAUCGUCAACUCGGUGAUGGAGUGUCAGGCGGGAUACAACGAGAAGCGGUUGCUGCACGAUCUGCUGGAUACCUACAACACCCUGGAGCGGCCGGUGGUCAACGAAUCCGACCCGCUGCAGCUCAGCUUCGGACUGACGUUGAUGCAAAUCAUUGACGUGGACGAAAAAAAUCAACUGCUCGUUACGAACAUAUGGCUGAAGCUAGAAUGGAAUGAUAUGAACUUAAGGUGGAACAUAUCGGACUAUGGUGGUGUCAAAGAUCUACGAAUACCACCGCAUCGAAUUUGGAAACCAGAUGUUUUGAUGUACAACAGUGCUGAUGAAGGCUUUGAUGGCACAUAUCCGACGAACGUAGUCGUGCGUAAUAAUGGUUCUUGUUUAUAUGUGCCACCAGGAAUCUUCAAAUCAACAUGUAAAAUAGAUAUAACGUGGUUUCCAUUUGACGAUCAAAGAUGUGAAAUGAAGUUUGGUAGUUGGACAUAUGAUGGUUUCCAGCUGGAUUUACAGCUGCAAGACGAAGCGGGUGGGGAUAUUAGUAGUUUCGUGACGAAUGGGGAGUGGGACCUGCUGGGCGUCCCGGGGAAACGUAACGAAAUCUACUACAACUGCUGUCCGGAGCCUUACAUCGAUAUCACAUUCGCCAUCAUCAUCCGGCGGCGGACGUUGUACUAUUUUUUUAAUUUGAUCGUCCCGUGCGUGCUGAUAGCGUCGAUGGCACUGCUCGGAUUCACACUACCGCCAGAUUCCGGAGAAAAGUUAUCAUUAGGUGUAACAAUUUUAUUAUCAUUGACUGUAUUUUUAAACAUGGUUGCUGAAACAAUGCCAGCCACGUCGGAUGCUGUUCCACUUUUAGGCACAUAUUUUAACUGCAUCAUGUUUAUGGUUGCAUCAUCCGUUGUUUCGACAAUUUUAAUUUUAAAUUAUCAUCAUAGAAAUGCGGACACACACGAAAUGUCUGAUUGGGUUAGAAUCAUAUUUUUAUAUUGGCUGCCAUGUAUUUUAAGAAUGAGCCGACCGGGUAGAUCCUUAUCAGUGGAAUAUCCACCAACGCCAACGUCGGAUAGUUCCGAACGGAAAACGCACAUACAGGACGUCGAACUGAAAGAGCGAUCAUCGAAGUCGUUACUAGCGAACGUAUUAGAUAUAGAUGAUGACUUUCGUCACAACUGUAGACCACUAACCCCCGGAGGUACACUGCCACAUAAUCCAACGUAUUUCAGGACUGUUUAUAGUAGCGAUGAUGGAAGUAUGGGACCGAUCGGAAGCAAUCGAAUGCCAGAUGCAAUCGCGCCACCACACACGUGUUUCACAUCAUCCGCUGAUUACGAACUAGCUUUAAUAUUAAAAGAGAUACGUUUUAUCACCGAUCAGAUACGGAAGGAGGACGAGGACAGCGACGUCGCGAAGGAUUGGAAAUUCGCAGCAAUGGUAGUUGAUAGAUUGUGCCUUAUAAUUUUCACGUUUUUCACAAUAGUAGCAACCAUAGCUGUUCUAUUUUCGGCUCCACACAUCAUCGUUUCGUAGCCAUAUGGAAAAGGUUAUUGUUAUUGGUUUUAUCAUAAAAUCAAUUUGUUAUUCAUUAAAUUAUUGUCGAGACUUUUUAAAUAAAUUCCAAACCAGACACUGAGAGAAAACGUGUGUGAGCCAAAAAAAAAAAAAAUAAAAAAAAUGAGAAGGUAGUGUGUAAUCCGAGUAAUACGAAAAACCAAAAAGUAAAACAAAGCGGAACAGCGAAAUGGUGCUGCGUUAGGACGGAACAAAAGAAAAUAAGAAAUACUCAAAUCAAGAAAAA
Messenger RNA from Aedes albopictus (Asian tiger mosquito), 5336 nucleotides. Its product is annotated as neuronal acetylcholine receptor subunit alpha-7-like. Gene Ontology annotation, biological process: nervous system process; signal transduction; regulation of membrane potential. The coding region runs from base 3413 to 5068 and encodes 551 amino acids. Gene Ontology annotation, molecular function: transmembrane signaling receptor activity; acetylcholine-gated monoatomic cation-selective channel activity. The record is from RefSeq and is a predicted model, not a curated record. The transcript is spliced from 14 exons. Gene Ontology annotation, cellular component: synapse; plasma membrane; postsynaptic membrane. NCBI's taxonomy places the organism in Eukaryota, Metazoa, Arthropoda, Insecta, Diptera, Culicidae.